AUGCUUAUAAUAGUAUUAUGUGUUGACAUAAUAUUAGAAAAAAGGCUAUGAUAUUGGGUGUUUAAUAAUAGUUGGAAAGUAAUUAUGGAACACUCAAAUAUAAAUCCUUUGGAGGAAAUCAAGGUUGUUGAAUACAAAGAGGAAGAUCUAAUUGAUGAAACUGGAAAUCAGCCAAAUUAUCCUUCAAUGGAAAAAGUUGAUGUUAAAUAUCCAAUAGUACCAAAUGUGCCAAGUCUCCCUGAUGAAGAUGAAGAAGAGGAACAAAAGUCAGAUUUAAGUAUAAAAAUAGCAAUUAAUGAGCAUACUCUCAGAUCUGAGCUUCUGAAAAAGCAUGUUUAUUAUAAUAUCCAAGGCCAAGACAAGUCAGGGACUUUUGAGAAUUAUAGGAGAUUUAAAGAUUUUAGAACUCUUAGGGAGCAUUUAUCUAACUCAUGGCCAGGCUGCUAUAUACCCCCAGUUCCUCGCAAGCAGCACUUACUCAUUUUAAGUAGAUCUCCUAAUUUUUUUCAAAUUAAAUUAUUUUUUUUAUAAUUUUAAUUAGUUUUUAUUUUCAAUUAAUUCAGGAAGCUAGUAUUUUAUAUUUAGGGAACUACCCAGCCACAAUUUAUAGAGCAGAGAAAAAAAUUACUUAACUUAUUUUUAAGCAAAAUUUCAUCAAUGAGUUUUCUUUAUGAAUCCGACGAGUUUCAGCUCUUUAUAAGAGGCCCUUCAGAAUUCAAUAAAAAAGUUAAUGAGCUGAAAAAGCCUACUUACGACGAAAUUUCCAGAAAUUACCAAAGAAUUUUUAAGAAUUUUUCCUCAUGUGAUUAUAAUGAAAAUUAUGAAAGAAUCAUAGACGAAGCCAACGAAUAUUUCAAAGCUGGAAAAUGUGUAUUAGAUAAAUUUGAACAAAUUUGCAAAGUAAACACUGAUUAUUUCCAUUCUUUUGAAGCCUCACACGCACAGCUGUUUAAUGGAAUCAAUGAAGUCAACACAUUUUAUUCACAAACUUAUGGAAACCCUGAUUUGCAGGUUAACCCAAGAGAAAAAUUCAAAAAUCCUUUUAUUGUUCUGCUUGACUGGGCGAGAUGGGAAAUAAUUGAUAUUGAAGCUAUGAUAGAAGCAGUCGGGUGGAAAAAAGAGCUCGAAAAAAUCAAAGCAAAGACUGAAGCAAAACUUGAAAGUGACAGAAUUCAGUACCAAAAAUUGCAGUUAGGCAAAAAAUCAUUAUCACAAAUCCUUUCAACAAAAUCAAAAGAAAAAAACAUGAAAAUUCUUCAGGAUAAUACCAUAAAUUUAGAAGCAGAAAUUGAAGCUUUGGUAAUCAUUAUUAAAAUCGUCACGGCAAGGUUAGCAUCGUUAGAGAUUCCUACGUUUAAGCAGAGUAAAUCAAAGAAAUAUGAGCUUAUAUUGAGAUCAUUUGCAAAUACUUCGAUUGCUGAGUUUGAGCAGAUUAUAAUGAACACUAAAGAAAUUGAAGACAAGCUUAAUGAGAAAUAUAAUUAA
This is a messenger RNA of Blepharisma stoltei, 1485 nucleotides long. NCBI's taxonomy places the organism in Eukaryota, Ciliophora, Heterotrichea, Heterotrichida, Blepharismidae. The record is from the annotation of a GenBank genome assembly.